Messenger RNA from Cydia strobilella, 2378 nucleotides. RefSeq names its product ras-like GTP-binding protein RhoL (gene RhoL). The coding region runs from base 349 to 900 and encodes 183 amino acids. Gene Ontology annotation, biological process: small GTPase-mediated signal transduction. The transcript is spliced from 5 exons. Gene Ontology annotation, molecular function: GTPase activity; GTP binding. The record is from RefSeq and is a predicted model, not a curated record. NCBI's taxonomy places the organism in Eukaryota, Metazoa, Arthropoda, Insecta, Lepidoptera, Tortricidae.
AUGUUGAGUGCGGCAGCUAGGCGGAAAUUUGCGUCCAUACAGUUGCGCAGGCGCUGAGCAGUGUUGUCUCUCCGGCUCGGCAAAUCACUCUGUGUUCGACCGCGAAACUGCGCGCGCGCGCCUCAAUCCCUUAAAAUAAUACGGCCUUAUCGCUAGUGCUUUUACAAGAUUGAUAAGAUUGUUACAUCAUUGUGUGAUAAGAAACAUUCAAGUCCGAUACGGCUCGCGGGCGGACAGUACAUGGAAAUGCUUUAGCUGAUGUGUAAUUAAGUUUGAAGACAACAUACUACAUUGUUGGUAGAAUCAGCGUUAUUGUACUAGAAAUUGUCGAAUGUCACGGCACGCACUAUGGGGACGACGAAAAGGCUGAAGAUUACUGUCGUGGGCGACGGUAUGGUCGGCAAAACCUGCUUGCUGUAUGUCUAUACAAAAAAUGAGUUCCCAGAAGAAUAUGUGCCUACAGUGUUUGACAACUACGUGGACCGCAAAGUGGUCGACGGCGAGGAGGUGGAAAUGGCGCUGUGGGACACGGCUGGUCAGGAGGACUACGAGAGGCUGAGGCCUUUGUCUUACAGCAACACGCAUUGUUUCCUGGUGUGCUACUCCGUCAGCAGCCGUUCGUCCUACGAGAACGUGAUCCACAAGUGGCAUCCGGAGCUCAAGCACUUCAGCGAGUCCGUGCCUAUAGUUUUAGUAGCUACCAAAAUCGAUCUUCGAGGAACAGACAAGGCUGUCAUUACUACUCAAGAAGGGAAAAAAUUAAAGAAAAAAAUUAGGGCUGCCCAACUAGUGGAGUGUUCGGCACUGGAGCGCGUCAACAUGGAUCUCGUGUUCGAGGAGGCUGUGCGCGCGGCGCUGCGCAAGAAGCCUGUGCGUGCGCGAGCCUGCAACUAUCUCUGACCGCCCGCGCCCGCCAGCCCUGAAGCCCAGCAUUCACACGCAAUCCAGUACCUAGGAUUAGUCGCUGGCGACUAAUCCGGAUUAUCUCUGAGUGACAAAUCCCUCACUCACCGAAAUUGUAACACCAAAACACGAGUCGGGAGACAAUAGCAACUCGUGCAUAAAUAAAUGCCCGCGUGGGAUUAGUCGCCCAAUUUUUCAGUAUUACAAAGGCUCAAUUUUACACUAUAUACACUUAUGGCAAUUAUAAUAUUUAUACGUCCAGGGCUUGACAAUCCACAAAAGCGAAUAUGUAUGCAGUGUAUGUGCAACGGCGGAUUGAAAAGUGUGGCACGUGAAAGGUGUAGUAAAUACUAAAUUAUAUGCUGGGCUCCUACUUCCACUUUUUAAAAUUUGUGUUUCGUACUAUUUACCGCAGGCCUCGACGCACAAAGCGCAAUGUCUUGGUUUUGAAACUAUGGACAUAUGCAUAUAAAUUAUAAUAUACUUUUUAAACAUGCUGGACGGUCAUACAAAUACAUAUUAUAGUCUAGCUGACCAGUGGUGUCAAUAGCACUAGACCGCGAGCCAGGAUAUUUCCAUGACCAAUCGCAUCCCGGGCGAUAACUCGUACAUGGUUAACGGCUAUGUAUGAUAAACUCUCGUGGACGUCAGCUGCCCCUCCAUUGGUGGGUUAAGGAAUGGCAGCCACCGAAACACGUAAAAAAAAUUGUCAUCGCCUCCCGUUUGAUACUAUGUCAGAUGAUAGUUUAGAUUUUAUUGUAAAUUGAAAAAAUCGUCAGGCUUGUAUCGCGGUGGAAAGAACGUCAGCUGGUGGUCUGAACAUCUAAAAAAUAAGCGCUUUACCUUUUUAUGAUAGUAAUACCGAACUCAUGAAACUUUGCUUAUAGCAUUUCAUCAGACCUUUCAAUAAACGGAUUACGCAUUACGUUACUUUGUGGACAGCUGACGGUCUUUCCACCGCGAUACAACCGGCUGACGGUUUUUUUAAUUUAACAUAGGAUCAAAACCAUCAACUGACAAUUGUCAAUCGGGAGGCGAUGACUGAAUUUUUUUUUUACAUGUUCAUGGUCUUUCCACCGCGAUACAACCGGCUGACUAUUUUUUUAUAGUUGGUCAAGCAAAUCUUGUCAGUAAAUAAGAACAAAAAAACUACACUCAACCCCUUCUUCUGGGCGCCAGCGCCAGUGCAAGACAAAGACAGUAUGACUUUCCCCGUCUACGCCCGAAAUGAGACAGUCCCUUGACAAACUAUAAUUCAUGAUAGCAUCUAAACUAUCAUCUGACAAAGUAUACGCCGGGAGGCGAUGACUGACGAUAUAUGCUUCUGGCCCGCGGUCUAUAUGUAUAAUAUUCAAUUUUGGCAUGUUAAGAGUUAUGUCGAGGUGUUCUAACCAAAGUAUUGAAAUAAUUGCGAGUAUUAUGAGUUAUCACAUUAUAGUAGUAUCUGAACAUUUUGUUUAACUAUGAGUAUUUGU